AGAAGAAACACUUCCUUAGUUAGCUAGCAAAUGGCGGCCACGAACACGGUGGACUGUAAACAUUUCAGCUGUUAUAACUGUCGGUUUUGGUGGCGAGCUGACGGGGAGUCCGCCGGUAAGAAGACGAAAGCGAAGCAAACGUCGAGGUAAUGGAGACCCAGGAUGACCACGGCGAAAAGGACGCAGCGUGCGAGGUGGCUGAGCUGCGUCUGAAAGUGGAGUCUUUGAAGCAGGAGUUGAAGACUUGCCGAGCCGAGCUGGCCAAGUUACAGAAACAACUGAUCCACUCCGAAAGACUUCAGAAAACCACUGAGAGCUACAAUGAAGACCUCAGGAAACAGGUUGAUGUGCUUAGUGCGGAGAUUCAUGAGCGGAAGAAGAAAGAAAAAGACCGAGUCAGCAGCGAGACUCAGACAGAAGAAUACACAUGGACAGAAACUGACUAUUACAACUAUUACUACGGCAGCUACUAUCAGACCCCUGAGGCUGCAGAGACUCAGGAAGACGCGACCGCGGCGGGAGGCGAAGCAGCAGACGCCAGCGAGGCGGCAGAGGUUUCAGCAUCAGAUGCAGUGACUUCAGAUGUAACCGGUCAAGCUGACAGCGCCACGACAGCUCCGAAAGAGGAAGGUGAUGGAGGAUCUAUAGCUGACAUGUUGCGGGCCACCGCUGAGGAGGCUAUGACGCAGACUGGCUUUGUCUUCGACGAGACCACCGGGAUGUACUACGACCACAGCACCGGCUUUUACUACGACUCGGCCAGUCAGCUGUACUACGAUGCCAACACAGGCAUUUACUAUUACUACGACGCAGAGAGCGGACGGUACCAGUUUCAUUCCAGAGUCGAGGUGCCAGCUGCGCAAACCAGCGCCGAGCCGGGCCAAGACAAGAGAGCUGCUGACAAGAAAGGCAAGACGUGGAAAAAGGGGAUGAAGAAAAGCUCGCACCAGGAUGACAAGGAACUCAUUUCUGACGAUGUGACGUUGGAAGACAAAGAAAUCGAGUGGGUUGAACGGCGAAUACCUAAGAAGACCACCGCAUCGCGAAAGCACAGACAGCGGUCUUGCAGUCCGGACGCGGCCCCGCACAGAAAAGACGUUUCAGAAUCCGUCAAGGACAGUGACAAAUCUUCAUCCAAGAGGAAGAAGCAGAAAAACGGUUCCCACUCCAGUGAUACAGGCAGGUCAAAAAAGAAGAAGAAGAGGUCAAAAUCGCAAAAACGUAAGAAGAAGAAGAAGAAAAUUGAGGUUCAGAGUGAUGACUCAGAUGAAAACAGCGAACCGGAAGAAGGCGAGCUCACAGAGUCGGAGAGAGAGUGGGAGUCCACCUCCUCGCUCUCAUCCUCCCCCUCGCCAUCCAGGGACAGCCCAGAGUCAGACAUGGAGACUGAGAGUCAGGAAGUCCAAGACUUUUGGCCGCCCUGUGUCAGAGUGACAGUGGUCAGGUCUCCUGUACUGCAGGUGGGCACCCUCUUCAUCAUCACAGCCGACUCUCCAGCCACCAUUGGCAGAGAGAAGGAUAUGGACCAUGCAAUUCGAAUACCGGAAAUGGGAGUUAGCAAGUUCCAUGCAGAAGUUUACUUUGACCAGGACCAUCAGAGCUACAUGCUGGUGGACCAGGGCAGCCAAAAUGGGACAGUCAUCAACGGCAACAGAAUCUUACAGCCCAAAACCAAGUGCGAGCCAUGUACCCUGACACACGGUGACGAGGUGAAGAUGGGAGAGACUGUGCUGUCCUUCCAUAUCCACUCUGGGAGUGACACGUGUGACGGCUGUGAGCCCGGUCAGGUGAUGGCUCACCUCAGCAAACACAGGAGAGAGGAGAAGGCAGGACCAACUCUAACCAAAGAGGACAAAGAAGCCCUGAGACAGAAGGAGCUUAAGCAGAUGAAGGCCAAAUAUGGCUUGCAGAGCAGUGAGUAUGAGGAGGCCAAAGCCCUGAGGAACCCCAGAUACAAGGACCGGGCAGAGUCUCGGCGGCAAACAGUGGGAAGUGAAGGUGUUUUCCAGCGAGACGAUGCUCCUGCUUCGGUUCAUGUGGAGAUCAGCGAAGUCAAUAAAGGACGGAAGAUGCUGGAAAAGAUGGGCUGGAAGAAAGGAGAGGGACUGGGCAAAGAGGGAACUGGAAUGAAAGACCCGAUCCAGUUGAAAUUGAGGAAGUCCCAGUCGGGUUUGGGGGCCGGUACUACCAUGUCUAUAGAGGACGUCUCUGUGCCGAGAUCCAAAUCCCACAGGAACUGGGAGAAAGCCCGUGAGAGAUUUGCGGACUCGUGCCAACCCGACACGCUUUCUUCCAAGACACAGAAGGACAGGUCACCCAAACCCUGGGUCAGAGCAGAAGAGACGGAGGCCACAAACACACCAGCAGUCUGUGAUAGUGACAACCAAACAUAGGAAUGACAGUGAGUGCAGAGGUUCACAGUGGAUGCAAGAGCAGAGCGGGCAGGCUGGAUGUGUACGAACAAAGGGAGCCCCUCCACUCCCCAUGAAUCAUGACAGCUGUAAAGGAUGGAGUGCACAGUAACAUGGCAGACCUGUUGUUAUGCUCCUGUAUUUAUUUUGUACUGUCUUCACAUUAGUGCAAGUUUCAGAGUCUCAGUCUGACUGGUUUCUCUUAGCUCCACUAACUUUGUUCUGAGGCGUGUCCUUAGUCCAAAUACUUAUCAGCAGUCUGUCUCAAAAUCUAAACAUCUUGAUACAAUACAGUCUAACAACCAGUUUGUCCAGAACUGUGCAUCAGCAGCAUUUCUGCUAUACUUUGAACGUCACUAACUUGGACUGUCGAAUGCGGUGGUUAGUUUGACGGCGUUUAACAUUCAAAUGGAGACUGACAGAUAAAUCUAACUGUGGCGUGUACAUGGCCUCGGCGUGUCUCUGCAGUCGUGCCUACAGAGAGCCGCGCUGCUACUGUGCCUUUCAAAACAAGGAGGACGUGAAUAGCCUUAAGCAAAUAUUGACACAGUGAAGAUACAUUUCUCAGUGAGAUCAGACUCUCAUGAGGCGUCUUUGGCUCUAUGUUGACAGCCUUCCUGACUGAGUUGGUUUGCUAGGCAGCUCAUGUUAAACCAGUCUCAACUGCUCUGUGUCCUAACAGUGUCCUAACUUUUUUUUUUUUUUUUUUCUUGCACAAUAUUAAAUUUGAACUAUGCUCA
Molecule: messenger RNA, 3151 nt
Organism: Myripristis murdjan (pinecone soldierfish)
Lineage: Eukaryota; Metazoa; Chordata; Actinopteri; Holocentriformes; Holocentridae
Gene: aggf1
Product: angiogenic factor with G patch and FHA domains 1
Exons: 16
Coding region: 150-2393 (747 amino acids)
Biological process (GO): vasculogenesis
Molecular function (GO): nucleic acid binding; protein binding
Source: RefSeq, a predicted model, not a curated record